Messenger RNA from Protopterus annectens (West African lungfish), 3105 nucleotides. Its product is annotated as polyadenylate-binding protein 4-like. The transcript is spliced from 15 exons. NCBI's taxonomy places the organism in Eukaryota, Metazoa, Chordata, Ceratodontiformes, Protopteridae. Gene Ontology annotation, molecular function: mRNA 3'-UTR binding; poly(U) RNA binding; poly(A) binding. The record is from RefSeq and is a predicted model, not a curated record. Gene Ontology annotation, cellular component: ribonucleoprotein complex; nucleus; cytosol. The coding region runs from base 771 to 2669 and encodes 632 amino acids.
CUUUCUCCGCAUUUGGCUUCGGGCGACUACUGUAGCGUAAGUGUACGGGGCAUGUACCCUACCCACCUACUGCAUUUGGGUUUGGAGUUCCCAAAAUAACAUAACUUUUAAGUGAGUAAAAAGUACACAAUAAAACAAAACUCGCGAAAUCGCCCCAGAACUUUCGCAGUUGUAGCCAAAGUUAUAAAUAAACCAAGUGCGAGGCAGCAGUAGGGGGUAGCUUGUUAAAAUUGGAACAGCGAGUCUAUAAAACACUAAAAAAGGGUAAAACAUAAAAGCAAAGUUAUAUACACCUGUUUUUAUUCUUUUGAAGCAGCCUCAGGCAAAUAAGUUCUAAGCCUGACGAAUUAAAUAAAUGAAAACUGAAUUAAAAAAGGAAUUAAUCAGGAAUAUCUAAAAAGUUAUUUCAUGACUAUAAACUUUACAGAAAUUUUCUAAACACGAGACAGAGUCGGGGAACUGUGCAAAAUUAGCAAUAUCCUUGGUUAUUUAAAAGCGGCUAUAUUUUUAAAAUCGGCAACUUAUCUAGUGAAGCUUAAUGACAGUUAUAAGGCAAGUAGGUAUAUCUCGUUUUUUAAAGUUUGAUUUUUAAAUAGUUUGUCUGGGACAUUGUUACAUUAUUUUAUUCGUUUAUUUUUCUGCUUCUUUAAAGGGGGUUAAUUUACAUUUUGGAAAAAACGAAAGAUUAGUGCUUAAGGGGAACGCUUAGGUUUGUCAGCUUUUAUUGUCGGGCUUUUGUAAACGUUUGUCCUCUGAUGUGAAUAAAGAAAAUGACUACUGGGGCUAGUAGUUACCCAAUGGCUUCCUUGUAUGUGGGCGACCUGCAUCCUGAUGUUACUGAAGCAAUGUUGUAUGAAAAGUUUAGCCCUGCUGGUCCCGUGCUUUCCAUCCGUGUUUGCAGGGAUAUGAUCACACGAAGGUCUUUGGGAUAUGCUUAUGUCAAUUUCCAGCAACCUGUUGAUGCUGAACGUGCACUAGACACCAUGAACUUUGAUGUUAUCAAAGGCAAGCCAAUACGUAUCAUGUGGUCACAGCGAGAUCCUUCACUUAGAAAAUCUGGGGUUGGCAAUGUAUUCAUCAAGAACUUGGAUAAGUCCAUUGAUAAUAAGGCUCUUUAUGACACUUUCUCUGCAUUUGGUAACAUUUUGUCUUGUAAGGUAGUGUGUGAUGAAAAUGGGUCCAAAGGCUAUGCCUUUGUUCAUUUUGAGACACAGGAUGCUGCUGACAGAGCCAUUGAGAAGAUGAACGGCAUGCUUCUGAAUGACCGCAAGGUAUUUGUUGGACGUUUCAAAUCCCGCAAGGAAAGGGAAGCAGAACUUGGAGCUAAAGCAAAGGAAUUUACCAAUGUUUACAUCAAGAACUUUGGAGACGACAUGGAUGAUGAACGCCUGAAAGAGAUAUUCGGCAAAUAUGGCAAAACCCUAAGUGUGAAAGUAAUGACUGACCAGAAUGGGCGGUCAAAAGGCUUUGGAUUUGUAAGCUUUGAAAAACAUGAUGAUGCCAGCAAGGCAGUAGAAGAAAUGAAUGGAGGUGAGAUCAACGGGAAACUUAUGUUUGUAGGCCGAGCUCAGAAGAAAAUGGAGCGGCAAGCAGAAUUAAAGAGGCGGUUUGAGCAACUGAAACAAGAAAGGAUCAGUAGAUACCAGGGUGUGAAUCUUUACAUCAAGAAUCUAGAUGACACAAUUGAUGAUGAAAAGCUAAGGAAGGAAUUCACACCAUUUGGAUCCAUUACCAGUGCCAAGGUCAUGCUAGAAGAUGGCCGUAGCAAAGGAUUUGGGUUUGUUUGCUUCUCAUCUCCUGAAGAGGCAACAAAAGCUGUGACAGAGAUGAAUGGGCGUAUUGUUGGAUCAAAACCACUGUAUGUGGCACUUGCCCAGAGGAAGGAAGAGCGGAAGGCUCACUUAACAAACCAGUAUAUGCAGCGCAUUGCAGGGAUGAGAGCAUUACCUGCCAGCACCCUUAUUAACCAAUUCCAAACAGCUGCAGGAGGAUACUUCAUGCCAGCUGUCCCCCAGGCCCAGAGUCGAGCUGCAUACUAUGCACCUAACCAGAUGCCCCAAAUGAGGCCUAACCCACGCUGGCAACAAGGAGGAAGACCUCAAGGUGGAUUCCAGGCUAUGCCAAAUGCAGUUCGUCAGGGAGGGAUGAGACCAUCAAUGCGCCACCUUGGUCCAGGUGGCACUGCACAGGGCCCUCGUAUUCCUGCCUCCCAGCGAGUUGGUUCUGCAGGAGCACAAAAUAUAGGUCCUCGUCCACCUGUACCUACCCAAGUAUCCCGGGCUGCUGCUCCAUUUAAGUAUGCCACAGCUGUACGGAACACACAACCUCCAGUCAUUCAAACUUUGGCAGUCCAACAGCCCCAACAAGCAGCAGUUCACGUACAAGGACAAGAACCCUUGACUGCUUCCAUGUUGGCUGCUGCCCCUCCCCAGGAACAGAAGCAGAUGCUUGGUGAACGAUUGUUCCCAUUGAUCCAAGCAAUGCAUCCCACACUGGCAGGUAAAAUAACAGGAAUGCUCUUAGAAAUUGACAACUCUGAGCUGCUGCAUAUGUUGGAGUCACCAGAAUCCCUCAGAUCAAAGGUUGAAGAAGCUGUUGCAGUACUACAGGCUCAUCAGGCGAAGAAGGAGGCAGCUCAUAAAGUUGGUAGUGUUGCAGCAGCUUCCUGAAGCAGGCUGAAUGGGACUGGAGGAUACAGCAUGCCUGAAUGACAUCGGAUGCAUGUGCCCCAGUUGCUUACAUGCUACUCUUGUAGCUGUUCGGACAAUCAUAGCUUUGCACCAUCUGAGUGUACACUCAGAACUUAAGAACAGGUUUUAAUGUACUGUGAACUUCUUUUAUUUAAAUUAAUUUAUAAAAAUAAGUACAAUUUGAAUGAAACUGAAGAAACUACAGCUUUUGGAGCAUGUUUCUUUAUGGCCAACUCAGUGAUUUUGCCAUUCAUUCUACAAGGAAGAGUUGCACUUCCUUUUGAGAUACUUAGAUUAACAGUUUGGCAAGCAUAUUCAUAUUUGAUGUGGAAUCUGUUUUGAAUCUUGAUGUUUGCCAUUGUUUCACUUUGAAAAUCACAUCAGAAUCAAGAAAUAAAGCUACCGUUUUAUUAUA